UUUUUUUCUUCUUCGGAGUGUGGAGACCCUUGGCCAGCAAGGCCUGAGAAGUCAGCAUGGCAAAGAUCUGCACAGACCAGUCCUACCCGGCACCGACCAGGCAACAGCCACUUCUCGGCACGUCCGAUGAUGACCUGGACUCCAUCGAGAACGGAACCUCCCGGGCCAACUCAGAGUGUGAAGACACAUUGUCAGAGGUUCAGGGUGCUGUGUCUGUGUUAACCAGCAGACACACAGAGUCUCACAGAGAUUCCUUUACAGGGUCAGGAGCCCUGGCCAGGCUCUCUCACUUCCUGUUCAUGCUGCGGACCUGGGCCUCUCACAAGAUGCACCAUGAGGUGGAGAGACCGGACUCCUUUCUGGAACGCUUCAGGGGUCCUGAGCUCAAAGAGGCCUCCAGCAGAGAGAGCAACGCACAGUCACUGGGAUACCCCGACAGAGUCCGCAAGAGGAAACCUCGUAAGAAAGAGAUUUGGAUCAUGGACCCAUCAGCAGACAGAUACUACAGAUGGCUAACCAUCAUCGCAGCACCAUGCUUCUACAACCUGAUGAUGCUAGUGACCAGGGCAUGUUUUAAUGAACUCCAGAGCACGUACAUAACUCUGUGGAUUGUCCUGGACUACACCUCAGACUUAAUCUACUACACAGACACAUUCGUCAGGUCUAGAACAGGUUUUCUGGAACAGGGACUGCUUGUGAAAGACGACAAGAAGCUUAGAGACAAAUACAAAUCAAUGCCACAGUUCAAAUGGGACAUGAUUUCAAUGAUACCCACAGACCUGCUGUUUCUGAAAGUGGGUUUAAACUACCCCGAGCUCCGACUGAACCGACUCGCAAAGAUGAACCGUCUCUUUGAGUUCUUCGACCGCACUGAGACCAGAACCAGCUUCCCCAACGUUUUCCGAAUCAGCAAUCUGGUACUUUACAUCCUGAUCAUCAUCCACUGGAACGCCUGCAUCUUCUUCGCCAUCUCCAAGACCAUCGGGUUCGGGUCCGACACCUGGGUGUACCCAAACAUCAGUCAUCCUGAGCACGGCCGCCUUGCCAGGAAGUACAUCUACUGUCUCUAUUGGUCGACCCUGACCCUGACCACCAUCGGAGAAACCCCGCCACCAGUUAGAGACUUCGAGUACCUCUUUGUGGUCGUCGACUUCCUCAUCGGUGUGCUGAUUUUCGCCACCAUCGUUGGUAACGUUGGUGCCAUGAUCUCAAACAUGAACAAAACCCGUGCGGAAUUCCAGGCUAAGAUCGACUCCAUCAAGCAAUACAUGCAGUUCCGUAAGGUCUCCAAGGAUCUGGAGGUCAGGGUCAUCAAGUGGUUCGACUACCUCUGGACGGAGAAGAAGACCUGCGAUGAGAAGGAGGUGUUGAAGAACCUGCCGGACAAGCUGAAGGCCGAGAUCGCCAUCAACGUCCACCUGGACACCCUGAAGAAGGUGUGUAUCUUCCAGGACUGUGAGGCUGGUCUUCUGAUUGAGUUGGUGCUGAAGCUGCAGCCUCAGGUGUUCUCCCCAGGAGAUUACAUCUGUAAGAAGGGAGACAUCGGCAGAGAGAUGUACAUCAUUAAGGAAGGGAAGCUGGCUGUGGUGGCAGACGACGGGGUGACACAGUUCGUGGUGCUCAGCGAUGGCGCGUACUUCGGAGAGAUCAGUAUCCUGGGCAUCAAGGGAUCCAAGGCUGGCAACAGGAGAACGGCCAACAUCAGGAGCAUAGGUUACUCUGACCUCUUCGCCCUGUCGAAAGACGAUCUCAUGGAGUCCCUCACUGAGUACCCCGACGCCAAGAAGGCUCUGGAAGAAAAGGGAAAGGCUAUGCUGAUGAAAGACAACAUGAUCGAUGACGACGUCGCUAACGCGGGCGCCGACCCUAAGGACAUGGAGGAAAAGAUCCAAAGGUUGGAGAGUAAUAUUGAAAUCAUCAAGACUAAGUUGGCCAAGAUCAUGGCUGAGUUCACAUCCAGCCAGAACAAGAUCAAACAGAGGAUCACCAACAUGGAGUCAACAGUCAAGUCAGUCCGGCCCGAGGAUAUAUCUGAGGUGGUGGCCGACAACAAGACACAUUAGUCCCACAAUGCAAUGUAUUUACCCAGAGACUUUUUCUAUUGAACCUUUAUAUUGACAGGGAGCCAUUCCGAGAUCAAUGA
Molecule: messenger RNA, 2143 nt
Organism: Oncorhynchus gorbuscha (pink salmon)
Lineage: Eukaryota; Metazoa; Chordata; Actinopteri; Salmoniformes; Salmonidae
Product: cyclic nucleotide-gated cation channel alpha-3-like
Exons: 7
Coding region: 57-2063 (668 amino acids)
Biological process (GO): monoatomic cation transmembrane transport
Cellular component (GO): intracellular cyclic nucleotide activated cation channel complex; plasma membrane
Molecular function (GO): protein-containing complex binding; intracellularly cAMP-activated cation channel activity; cGMP binding
Source: RefSeq, a predicted model, not a curated record